GGGAGCUGCGUGGGAGGUACCGCGUGGCGGCAGGGUGCGAAGCGCGAUGUCGCCGCGUAAGGGCUUGCAGAGCCCCUACUGCAUCUUCGUGCGCGAACAGCUGCCUGAGCUGCGGCGGCGCGGGCUGCCCGUGGCCUCCGUGGUCGAUGCCAUCCCCUACUGCUCCCAGGCGUGGGCGUUGCUGCCUGAGGAAGAAAAGAUGGCUUAUGCAGAGAAGGCUCGUAAAUGGAAGGAAAAGAAACGCAGUCAGGAAACAGCGAAAGAGACGUGUAAUCUGGCUCAUCCGGUUCCUGCAUGUCUGACAGCAGAGAUCCCCAGUGAUACUUCUUUUCCAGAUGCCUCUGCUAUGUCUUGGGAGAAUGAUCAGGCUGUGAUCGCAGACAUCUUCUACUUUCUGAACAUUUACAGCCAUGGCAAGCUGCCACCUGUCUGUGAACAACGCUUCCUUCCUUGUGAAAUUGGGUGUGUCAAGUACUCCCUACAGGAUGGCAUAAUGGCUGACUUCCAUCACUUCAUAGAUCCAGAAGUACCACCACGAGGUUUUUGGUACCACUGCCAGUCUGCUGGUUAUACCACUCAUAAGAUCCCUUUAUCUGGAUUUCAUCUUCCACGUACGUGUUACGCAGUGGUCUUACGGGAGCUUCUCGAGUUUGUCCAGCCAGCCAGAGAUGUUCGGCCUCGCUUCUACUGCAGGUCUAAUGACAGAUUCCGAAUUAUGUGGUGUCUCAAACGAAUGUCUAGCCUAACAGGCAUCGAGAGCCAUCUUGAGCUUCUUGCUGUAGAAGACCUGGUAACAGAACUGUACCAGAAGAAAUACCAAAAGGAGCUAUCCAAGACUUUGGUGUGGAGAGAACUGGAUGCCUUCCUGUGGGAUUUCUCCAGUAAUACCAGGUGCAAGUGGCAUGAAGAGAAUGACAUAGUGUACUGUGCUUUGGCAUCGUGUAAGAAAAUGGCUUACUGCAUCAGUAAAUCUUUAGCAAGUGUGUAUGGAGUCCCACUGACAGCAGCUCACCUCCCUCUUCAAGACUCUGAUUAUGAUGGAAACGUGUAUACCAGGAUGGUGGUACUGGAUACUGGACAUCUUCAGAAGAUGAAGCCUGAGGGUUCUGGAUGUGACAGGCGUUUCACUUCUCCAAGUCAGGAUGAAGAGCUUGUCUGCUCUAAUUGUGAUUCUCCACGUGGUGUGAGGACUUCCCUCAAAACAAGUACCAUGCAAGGAAGAGGAAUUAUUCAGUUGCUGCUGAAAAGUGGAUCUGCUCUAUCAGAGUCUUUCAUUCAAGCUUUUGUUAGAAUGAUAAAACUGUUGACUGGAUUUAAAGACGACAAAAAUCUUGUUUAUUAUCUACAGGAAGACUUAUUUUGA
Molecule: messenger RNA, 1363 nt
Organism: Cuculus canorus (common cuckoo)
Lineage: Eukaryota; Metazoa; Chordata; Aves; Cuculiformes; Cuculidae
Gene: MAEL
Product: maelstrom spermatogenic transposon silencer
Biological process (GO): male meiotic nuclear division; regulation of miRNA-mediated gene silencing; negative regulation of DNA-templated transcription
Cellular component (GO): nucleus; P granule
Molecular function (GO): sequence-specific DNA binding
Source: RefSeq, a predicted model, not a curated record